GGCCGUGGCCACGUGACGUCUUGUGUGUGCGUCUUCGCUUUUGCGCUCUGCGACUGGUUCCAGGAAACUUGUUUUUGCCCGGAGCUCCCCGGAGCUGCCAUGAGCCAGCGGAACCGGGUGUCUUACGUACGGCCCGCCGAGCCCGCGUUCCUGUCCCGCUUCAAGGAGCGGGUCGGCUACCGGGAAGGGCCCACCGUGGAGACCAAGAGAAUCCAGCCUCAGCUCCCAGAUGGAGAGGGUGAUCACAGUGACAAAGAAGAUGAACAGCCCCAAGUGGUGGUUUUAAAAAAGGGAGACCUGACAGCUGAAGAAGUCAUGAAAAUUAAAGCGGAAGUAAAGGCUGCCAAAACAGAUGAAGAACCAGCCGCAGCUGAUGGAAGAAUCCUGUAUCGGAAACCAGUCAAGCGGCCCUCAGAUGAAAAAUACUCAGGUUUAACAGCAAGCUCAAAAAAGAAGAAGACAAAUGAAGAUGAAGUAAAUAAGCAGGAUUCACUUAAAAAGAACUCACAAAAGCAAAUCAGAAACAGCAGCCUCCUUUCUUUUGGCAAUGACGAUGAAAACGAACAUGAAACCCAGCUGUACCAGAGCCAUUUUUUGGCAUAAAGACGACAGCUACUUGCUUUGGUUGUUACGGUGGAAGACUGGAGAGCUUGGAUCUUGAUUGACUGCUGGGCUUGGAACUUCUGGAUACCUAAGGAGGAGGAACACUCUGCUUGUGUAAGCCUCAGCCAGGCUUCUGUUACACACAGCGAGGUGCAGCCCUGAGCAGUGCAGUGUAUCUGGUCAUACAUUCUGCGGACAUACCUCUGUAUUUCUUUCUCUCUCUUUUUUUAUUUUUUGGUAUCGGGGAUCGAACUAGGGACCUUGUGCUUGUGAGGCAGGUGGUGGAACCACUGAGCUCCCCUGUAUUUCUGACAGUUUCCUUAGAACAAAUUGCUGAGGCAGAAUUAUUGGAUCAAAGUAUUUGAGUAUUUUUAAAGCUAUUAAUGUUUAUUGUCAAGCUGCUUUCUAGAGAGGUUUUUAACUACUCUAUUUUAUUCAUUUCCCAUCUCAGAGCCUACUUCAUCUCAUCCAUAACAUUAGCCUUGGCUUAGCACUGAGCUUUGAAUUUCAGUCACCUUGAUGUUUUGGGUUGGUGUUUAACAGUUAAAUUUAAUUGCCAUUUUCUUUGAUCUAUCUAAACAGUUUUUUUAUACAUUAACUGAUUUUACAUUUUUUGGAUUAACUUUGUUCCUUUCCAUUACUACACUCAUGUUUUUCAUACUAAUUAAUGUAUUAUUUAAUCCAUCUUUUCUUUCUUUUCUUUUCUUUUCUUUUCUUUUUUGGUAUUGGGGAUCGAACUCAGGACCUUGCGCUUUCAAGGCAGGCACAGUGCCACUGAGCUACAUCCCCGGCUAAUCCAUCUAUCUUGUUGAUUUACUCCUGAACCUUUCUUACUAAUUUGUAAAUUGUGUAAUCUACAGUCUGUUUUGUUAUUUUGUUUGAGAUGAAUCACCUAUAUUCUCUUCUCUGUUUUCAUUUUUUGGAUUUUAAACUUGAUCUCACCUGGAAUGGAUUUGAACAUACUUUUCCUCCGAUAAUCAAGUGUUCUAGACAUGGGCCAGUUUCUCACUUACUAGGCCACCUGCGUGACUUUUCCACACAUUGCGAUAAGGAGGGGAAGGGACCAUUAUAAAGCCUGAGCCUUUCUAGAUAGAUGAUUCCUUAAGAACCUGCUUAAUCCUAACAUUUUCUUACUAGUUCAACUCAGCCAAGACUGAAGCCUUGUUAAGAUCCAUGUGAAAGUGGAAAUUUCUGACCAUCCUGUCUUGAAUUUGGAGCAGCAUCUAUUUUUCUUACAUUUUAAGCACGUAGUAUAAAAACUACUCAAACUAAAAAUACAAGGACUACCCAAAAUUAGUGCGUCUGGAAGGGCUAGGAAAGUCUGAAAUAGCUUCUUUCUAAAUUACUCAAAUUAGUCCUGAAACCAUUCAGCAGUGCCGACCGUCUUUAAUGUAUACACACUUACGUAAGCCAAGGUGGGUUUUUCCUUAUCUGUAUUAUUGCUAUAUCUAUUAAAAAGCUUUUGCAGCCGGGGAUUUACCUCAAUGGUUCCACUGCCUGCCUCGCAAGCACAAGGUCCCAAGUUUGAUCCCUGGUACCAAAAAAAAAAAAAACUUUUGCACAGCAAGAGAAACCACCAUCA
This is a messenger RNA of Heterocephalus glaber (naked mole-rat), 2185 nucleotides long. Its product is annotated as KIAA1143 ortholog. The record is from RefSeq and is a predicted model, not a curated record. Lineage: Eukaryota; Metazoa; Chordata; Mammalia; Rodentia; Bathyergidae.